Hypomesus transpacificus is the source of this 2025-nucleotide messenger RNA. It is a transcript of the gene srrm3, whose product is annotated as serine/arginine repetitive matrix 3. The record is from RefSeq and is a predicted model, not a curated record. Gene Ontology annotation, molecular function: mRNA binding. The transcript is spliced from 15 exons. Lineage: Eukaryota; Metazoa; Chordata; Actinopteri; Osmeriformes; Osmeridae. The coding region runs from base 142 to 2010 and encodes 622 amino acids.
CUUGGGAUUCUGAGACAAAUCCUUGACGAGAGAGGAAGGCACCGCACAGCAUCGCUUGGUGUCCGAGGAUAAAGAACAACAAAGCCGACGACCGUUUUACAACUCUAUAGUUGCGAGAAUUGCUAAAAGAGCUCUGUGGCCAUGUACGAUGGGGCGAGGUUGCCUUCCCCCCAGGACAGUGCCAACGGUGUUCCCCAGCCUGCAGGGCCCGUGGCAGGGCCAGGGCCGGGCCCAGGGGCCGUGGCCGACGGGUCAGCAUCGGUGCCCGCUGUGCGUCCCAAGGUGGAAGAGGCGGAGCCUGAGGAGGAAGAGGAGGAGCCUCUCCCAGAGCCAGUCCUGGUGAAGAAGGCCCACAGAGAGAUCCUGGACCACGAGAGGAAGAGGAGAGUGGAGCUCAAGUGUAUGGAGCUGCAGGAGAUGAUGGAGGAGCAGGGGUACUUGGAGGAGGAGAUCAGACAGAAGGUGAGCACCUUCAGACAGAUGCUGAUGGAGAAGGAAGGAGUGAUCACCAGAGAGGGCUCUCACACACGCCCACCGGUGGCUCAGCUGCCGUACGGUGAGCAUGGUGAUGGCCAGGUGGAAGACCCUGCCCCUGGUGGAUGGCUACCAGGAAGACUAUAUGAGACAGAACCCAAGAGGAAAUCCAGCAGCUCUCCAUCUCCUCGUCCCAAGAAGAGGAAGAAGAAGAAGUCUGGCCGGAGGAGGAGUCGGUUUGACAGCUCUUCCCCCUCCCGCAGAGACAAGAAGAAGAAGAGCGGGAAGAAACACAAGCGAGACAGGUCUGCUUCUGGCUCCAGAAGAAAGAGGAGACACAGAUCGGGCAGCCCGAAGAACAAACAUAAAAACAAGAACAAGCAGAGAAAGCGGUCCCCUGCAGACUCCCCCAGCAGGAGGUCCCAGCGUAGAGGCAGCUGCUGCAGCUCCCGCAGCGCAUCCCUCUCCUCCACGGGGAGCCCCUCCAAGUCCCCCGCCAGGACUCCAUACUCCAAGCACAAGACAGAGGUCCACAAAGCCUCCAGCCCGUCCCCGUCCCCCGGCCCCGACGGCCCCGUCACGUGGCACAACGGGCACCACGGCGAACGCAGCCGCAACGGCAAGGCCGGCAGGCUCAACCCCGCCGAGGGCGACAAAGGGCAAGAUAAGCUCAGAUCCCUGACUGCUGGUUCUGCACUGCUGUCGCCACUGAGGGAUCACAAGGCCCACAGCGCCCCCUACAGGAGCCCAGGAGCACAUGUAGGCCAGAGCCAGGCUGGGGAGGCUGUGUGCGGAGCGGGCAGGCCGGUGGGCAGGCCGGCGGGCAGGGGGAGGUCCACGUCGCAAGCGUCAGGGAGGAAAGGCACUCGGCAGAAAGCUCAGACAAAGAGCUCGCGUUCUCCCGCGCACAGCAGUGACUCAGCACACUCGCAACGCAACCAGCCCCACAGAGGGAGGAGCUCUCACCACAGGAAGACUAAAGGAGGCCACUCGUCCAAGCGGCACCACCGCGCCCGGGGGCAGGGCCACCACCGGAGCCCCUCGGCCUCGCCGGGCCGCCACCGCCACGCGUCCGACAGGAAGAAGAGCGAGUCGCGAGGCGGGCUGAGCCUCCGGCAGCGCAGCAGCUCGUGGAGCAGCGGGCGCUCGUCCUCACGCUCGCCGUCCAGAGACAGAGGCCCCAGCAAGGCCAAGUCCCCCCACGCAAGGGAGAGAGACAGCCCUCACCACUCUGACGAGGACAGCCGCGCCCGGAGACGUUCCCGCAGCUACUCGCCCAUCCGGAAGAGGAGACGAGACUCCCCCAGCUUUAUGGAGGCUCGCAGGAUCACUAGCGCCCGGAAGCGGCCCAUCCCGUACUACCGGCCCAGCCCCUCCUCCUCCAGCUCGGCCAGCAGCCCCUCCCCCUCCAGCCGGAGCCGCAGCUACGACAGCUACAGCAGCUACAGCCGGAGGAGCAGCCGCAGCCGCUCGCGGAGCCCCAGCCGCAACCACAGCUACUACAGCCGCAGCAGCUACGACAGCCCCGGCUUCUGAGGGCGCCCGGAGAGA